GUAUAGUUUUGGGAAAGUGGGGAUGGUUGGUUGAAACUUUAAUGGAGACUUGGCGGCUGAAUAUUAUACUGCAUUGAAACUCUGCAUUAAUGAAUUAAAUGAAAGCCAUAAACAGUAGGCCAGUGUCAUUCAGAUAUUUUCUAUCUCUUGAAGACUUCAGUUUUAAUUCACAAUUCAAACUGUAAAAGAGUGGUGAAGGUUUGAUCUUCAUAAGAUUUGGAGUGAUGGGUUUCAAAGUGCAGAUGUUUCUGCUUUUUAUUUCAAUCCAAAGUGUGGUUACAAGAGUGGAGGCAGAUAAUCAAGAUUUUGCUCCUCUAAAAUCUCUCAUGGAUGGCUGGAAGAACACACCAUCCAGUUGGAUUAACUCCGAUCCAUGUGCCAAUGAUUGGGAAGGAAUCGGGUGCACCAAUUCACGCGUGACUUCCAUAACACUAUCAAGCAUGAACUUGGCUGGUCAGCUGGCUGGAGAUAUUGACUCACUAUCUGAGUUACAGACUCUGGAUCUAUCAUAUAACAAGGGCUUAACAGGAUCUCUUCCCUCAUCAAUUGGAAAUUUAAAGAAGUUAUCAAACUUAAUUCUGGUUGGUUGCAGUUUCACUGGUCUGAUUCCAGCAUCAAUAGGAUCUCUCCAGCAGCUGGUUUUCUUGUCUCUAAAUUCUAAUAGCUUCAGCGGACCAAUACCACCGUCCAUUGGAAAUCUAUCAAAUCUAUAUUGGCUAGAUCUUGCUGAUAACAAACUGAGUGGAACUAUCCCAGUCUCUGAUGGGAUCACACCUGGUUUGGAUAUGCUAUUUCACACGAAGCACUUUCACUUUGGAAAUAAUCAACUAUCCGGUGAAAUUCCACCACAGCUAUUCAGCUCAAACAUGGUUCUGAUACAUUUGCUUCUUGAUAGCAACCAGCUAACCGGCAGCAUUCCUUCCUCACUGGGACUUGUGCAGACUUUGGAGGUGGUACGCCUUGAUAGAAAUUCAUUAAGAGGACCAGUUCCAGCAAACUUUAACAACCUUUUACAUGUGAAGGAGCUGUUCUUGUCCAACAAUAAACUCACUGGUCCACUACCAAAUCUUACUGGCAUGGAUUACCUCUCUUAUGUGGAUAUGAGCAAUAACUUAUUUGAUGCAUCAAGUCUUCCUCCAUGGGUUUCAUCCUUUCCAUCUUUGACAACACUAAAGAUGGAACGGACGAGACUUCAAGGACAAAUUCCAGUUGAGCUCUUCAGCCUUUCUGGAUUACAAACUGUCGUACUAAGAAACAACCAGCUUAAUGGCACCUUGGAUAUUGGCUCCAGCCAUAGCAAUCAGCUGCAACUCAUCGACUUGCAGUACAAUCUCAUUUCCGGCUUUAUGCAAAGAGCAGAAAACAAUAUUGAGCCGAAAACAAUAAUUCUUUUAGGCAAUCCAAUUUGUGAGGAAACGAAAACAACAACAGAAAAAUACUGCACCAUUCACCAGUCCAAUAUUUCAUAUUCAACACCACAUAAUUGUGAGCCUGCUCCCUGCAGCUCAGAUCAAAUUUCCAGCCCCAACUGUAAAUGCGCAUAUCCAUACAUGGGCACCCUAUUUUUCAGAGCUCCUUCCUUCUCAAACCUGGGGAACUCUAGUGUCUAUGUUCCUCUCCAAGACAAGCUAAUGCUUUCUUUUAACUCACAUGGACUCCUGGUGGAUUCUGUUUCUCUGAGUAAUGCAACCAAAAAUUCGAAUGAUUACCUUUUAUUGAGCCUAGAAGUUUUUCCAUCUGGCCAAGAACAUUUCAACCGAACUGGAAUUUCUCGGAUUGGGUUUGUGCUGAGCAACCAAACUUUCAAGCCCCCUCCCGAUUUUGGACCCUUUUAUUUCAUUGCUGCCGAAUAUAGUCACUUUGCAGAAGUAUCUAAACAAACAAAUAAAUCAAGUAUCGGUAUUAUCAUUGGAGCAGCAGUUGGUGGUUCUGUUCUUGUGCUAUUGUUACUCUCUGCAGGAGUUUAUGCUUUAAAACAAAAGAAAAGAGCUGAAAGAGCUACUAAACAGAAUGAUCCUUUUGCAUCUUGGGAUUCUAAUAAACACAGUGGAGGCAUCCCUCAGUUGGAUAAAGCAAGAUGUUUCUUGUUUGAAGAGCUUCAGAAAUGCACCAACAAUUUUUCAGAAGAGAACGCUAUUGGAUCUGGGGGUUACGGGAAGGUAUACAGGGGCACUCUUCCCACUGGUCAACUGAUUGCUAUUAAAAGAUCUCAAGAAGGAUCCAGGCAGGGUGGUAAUGAAUUCAAAGCUGAGAUUGAGAUGUUAUCAAGGGUUCAUCAUAAGAAUGUUGUCAGCCUUGUUGGUUUCUGUUUUGAUAAAAGUGAACAAAUGCUGGUCUAUGAGUAUGUUCCAAAUGGUUCACUAAAGGAAAGCCUUUCAGGAAAGUCGGGGAUCAAGUUGGAUUGGAUGAGGAGACUUCGAGUAGCCCUUGGUGCAGCCAGAGGUCUGGCAUAUCUGCAUGAGCUUGUCAAUCCUCCCAUAAUACAUAGGGACAUCAAAUCAAACAACAUUCUACUGGAUUCACACUUGAAUGCAAAAGUUGCUGAUUUUGGUCUCUCGAAGGUUAUGAGUGAUGCUGAUGCGAGCCAUAUAAGUACUCAAGUCAAAGGGACAAUGGGCUACUUAGAUCCCGAAUAUUACAUGACGCAGCAGUUGACUGAGAAGAGCGACGUAUAUAGCUUUGGAGUGCUAAUUCUGGAGCUGGUAACUGCAAGGAAGCCGAUUGAGAAAGGAGUAUACAUUGUAAGAGAGAUACGGCAAACUAUGGACAAGACUAAAGAACUAUAUAACCUUCAAGGGAUUAUUGACCCAAACUUUGGUUUGGGAAUCACACUGAAAGGUUUAGAGAAGUUCGUAGAACUGGCAAUGAGGUGCGUCGAAGAAUCCAGAGCUGACAGGCCUACAAUGAGUGAGGUGGUAAAAGAGAUAGAGAGCAUAAUGGAGUUGGCUGGUUUGAACCCUAACGCUGAUUCGGCAUCCACUUCAGCAAGCUAUGAAGCGGCCAGUAAGGGAUCCGGCCAUCCUUACAGUAAUGAGAGCCUCUUUUCUCGUAGCGAUGGCUUUACACCUGCAAAGUUAGAUCCCCAAUGAGUAAGAGUUUCAUCUUACAUUAAGAAUGGUGAAUUGGGUAGCACUUGGCUGGUCCUGUCCGAAUGCAUUUGAGUGAUAUUUGUAAGAGAUGGAGAAGAACCAGAACUGUGAUUGAAGCAAACUCUCAGCCUAAUUUGGCUUUCAGGCUAGAUCAUGAAUAUGUAAAAAUGGAGUGAGUCUCAUGAACAAUCAAUUGUAAAAAAGUGGAUAAAUUGAAGAAGAAAAUCGUAAUAUUGCUGUAUGUAGGUGAUAUGUAUUUUUUCUGUAAAAUUUAAUGUUGUUUCUUUGUACCAAAGCUUGAUAAACAAAAAAUUGCGCAAUUUCUUUGUUCUGUUGUAA
Cornus florida is the source of this 3428-nucleotide messenger RNA. RefSeq names its product leucine-rich repeat receptor protein kinase HPCA1-like. Gene Ontology annotation, molecular function: protein kinase activity; protein binding; ATP binding. Bases 225 to 3089 code for a protein of 954 amino acids. The record is from RefSeq and is a predicted model, not a curated record. The transcript has 19 exons. Lineage: Eukaryota; Viridiplantae; Streptophyta; Magnoliopsida; Cornales; Cornaceae. Gene Ontology annotation, biological process: protein phosphorylation.